CCGCGCCGCGGGAGAAGGAGAAAAGCGCGGAGUAUCUCAUCCGUUAAACCUGGAAUGAUGAAAGCAAAUGUGCCCUCAGUUUUUAAACCGCGCGCUCUCUGCGCGAGUGUAAAAAUCGUAAAAAUAGAACGCGACGCGGUCGCCAUGACGACAGGGGAAGGCGCGCGGCUGGGUGCGGCGCGGGCGCAACGUUGGCGCGCUGCACGUGUGCGGGCGUGGCGUGGCGUGGCGGGGGCGCAUGGUGCGGGACGGGGAGGAGGCGGAGGAGGGCGACGACGACGGCGGCGACGACGAAGAGGCGAGGGGGCUACUGAAAUGACCAUCUACACCUGACGGGCGUCACGAGAUGAAGCAGCACGACGGUGCGGCCGCGGCGGAGGGGGCGCCGCUCGACACGGGGCAGGGCCGGCAGGGCGCGGCGCCCGGGCCGGGGGAGCAGCGGGAUCAGAAACCAGCACUUCAGGACUCGGGGGAGCAGGAACUACUCAGGCCGUCCUCCGGCGGCGGCGGCGGCGUGCUCCAGGAUCUCGUCCUCACCAUGGCCGCAGAGCGCACCGGAAAGGAGUCCCCCGGAGGUGUCUGCAGCAGCUCCAUGCUCUUGUCGCUGCUGCUCGCACACCUGCUACAGGCGGGCUUCAGGCCGCAGCUGCAGACAGCUGCACAGGUGGACCAGGAGGCGGAGCCGGCGCCCUCGGGGCCCCAGGACCCCCUGGAGGAGGCCGCCACCAGCUGCCCCAGGACGCCGACGCCGCAGUCCGCGCCGCCCCACCAGAGACCGCGGCCAGACACGGGGCCUCGUCCCACGCGCCUCAUGCGGGCGUUCCGGCCCAUGCCGUACCUCAGGUCCCUGCAGCUCGACCACCAGCAGGGGCGGCGCCGAUGUCGCGUGGCUCCGCAUCAGACGCCGCGGAAGUUCCUGGGCCGCCGCGCGCCGCACCCCGCCAUCGUGUCGGCCAGAGCUGCCCAGGUGGCGAGGGUACGGGCGGCGGCCAGGGUCGUGGUGGACGGCGUCGCGGACGGGGCGCGCGCCAUCCAGGGCAUGCUCUCCGCGCUGCUGCCCGACGAGUGGCCGAACACCCUCGCCAAGGACAAGAAGUUCUCCGUCACGCUCAGCCUGCCCCCCUUCACCGACUGCACAUUCCGCCUGGUGGCCGCCCUCUGGGCCGACGUCAUGCUCGUCAACCUGAGCGUCCUCUGGGAGUCGGGCGGCGCCGACGCGCCCACCACCACCUACAGCCUCGCCCUGCCGGUCGGGGAGUACGUCGUGGAGGACGUCGCCCGCGCGCGGCCGCAGCUGCAAAACAUCUCGCGGCUGGCGGAGAGCGUCAAGACCGUGCUGUCCAGGCCGGCCAUGUGCGCCGCCCGCACGGCGCACGCCGUGGUCAACCCCAGCCUGCUCGGACUGCCGCUGCGCGCGGCCCGGAGGGUGCUGGCGUGCCUGCCCGUCGCGGACCUGUGCCGCUUGGCGGCCUGCUGUCGCGCGCUGCACGCGCUGACCACCGACCCCGUCCUGUGGCGCUACACCCUCACGCGGGACUUCGGCCCGCUCGCGCUCACCCAGGGCGCGCUCACGGUCGGCGAGGGCGUCCCGCAGGCCGGCCAGGACGCCGUCGACUGGCGCGCCGAGUACAAGCGCCUGUACCGGCAGCGCAGCGCUCUCCAGAUUCGCAGGCCCAGCUCGGACUGCCGCUACUGCCUGCCGGGCCUGCCGCUGCGGCCGCCGCCCUUGCACGACAGCGUGCACUCGUUCCACCGGCAGCAGCUACAGCAGCUGCAGCUGCAGAGCACCAGCUCCCUGGGGCUCAUCAGGGAGGACAACGGCGUCUCGCCCGAGGACGGCGCCAGCUCGCCGCCGCCGGAAGUCCAGCCUCCUCUUCGCGUCCAGGGGCAGCAGCCGCUCAGCCUGCAGAGCUUCUACUCGUCUUCCGCGGCCGCGGCGGCCGCCCCACCGAGGAGGACGCGCAGCUCAAAGUCCACGACGAGCAGGGCCAGCUCCGUCGCAAGCCAUCACCGAGCGUUGCGGCGCGCGCAGCCGGCCCCGGCCACCGAGGAGGUGGUGAAGGUGGGCUCCAAGGUGUACAAGGCCCUGGUGGGCGCCGUGACCAAGAGCUCAGCUGUGACCACCACUGCUCCAUCACAGGUGCAACGCAAGACCUGCGUCGACCGCCGCAAGCACGGCUUCUACGACUCUGACGACAAGUUUCACAGCGCCGAGUUCGACAACCCCAGCAUCGCCAGCUCGCGCGCCUCCAGCUCCCGGAGCAGGUCCUUCUGCAAGGUCAGCAGCGGUUCGCGCCGAGGGUCCUUCAGCCUCAGCGGCUCGUUCAUGAAGAAGUCGGCGACCCGGAAGCAGCAGCCGCCGCCCCCCGCGGCCCAAACCGCCCUCCCGGAGGCCGCUCCGAGCAGCUCGCCGACAAAGAGGGCAGAGUCGCAGCCGACGAAGACCCCCGCCGAGUCGAAGGACCCCGAGUCGCGGCCGAGAUCUCGGACGCGCCGCGGUCUGGGUGCCGCAGCGUGUUCACCGCCGAACCUUUCCCUGAGCGAGCACCGACCCUACGCCCCGGCCGACGACCCGAACUACGAGAGGCUGCUCACCACCACCAGCUCCCCCAUCAAGACCCAGGCCACCGCCGAGGACCCCUCAGCCCCGCCAGCACGCCCCCGCGCCGCCCCCAGCAAGGCGGCCCCGCGCCCCGCCUCGCACCGCCGCCAGUCGUCGGCCAGCGCGCUGCACAGGUCCGCCCCCCGCGCCGCCACCAAGGCCGGCAGGCCGGCGGACUGCAGCGCGGAGACGUGACGGACAAAACAACAAAAAACGACAAAAAUAGU
This is a messenger RNA of Frankliniella occidentalis (western flower thrips), 2829 nucleotides long. RefSeq lists its product as uncharacterized. NCBI's taxonomy places the organism in Eukaryota, Metazoa, Arthropoda, Insecta, Thysanoptera, Thripidae. The transcript has 7 exons. Gene Ontology annotation, molecular function: protein kinase binding. The record is from RefSeq and is a predicted model, not a curated record. The coding region runs from base 347 to 2797 and encodes 816 amino acids. Gene Ontology annotation, biological process: autophagy of mitochondrion; positive regulation of autophagy of mitochondrion.